UAUUUGUUUUGCUCUGCUACACCACUUCUAAAAUGUCAACGUUUAAGCACAAGAAAGGGAAAGACAAAUCACAAGAGAGUAAGAAAAAGGACAGAAUACCAGAUGAAGUGAUUAAUUACUACAAAAGGGUAUCAGAAACUUUGGACGAAGAAUUUGACUCAAGUGAAGAUAAAGAUAUAUUCCUGAAUAAUGUAUUUGGUCAGCUGAAAGAGGAUGGUUUAAAGGUUUGUCACUUGGCUAGUACCAGUCGUAUAUUCGAGAGAUUGAUAGGGCUUAGUGAAGCAAGUCACAUCAGAACUCUUCUACAGAUAUUUAAAUCAGAUUGGUCAGACAUGUUAACUGACCGCUUUGCAAGCCAUGUUUUACAGAACACUUUAGCUCAAGUGCCAAGGUGUCUGAAAACAAAGCUGGAAUCAGAAGAUGUAGAGGAGACUGAGGAGGAUCUUACAUUAGAAGGUUUAUUUUUAAACCUGUGCUGUUACGUGAAGGAUAAUUUAAUGAACAGUUUGGAUGUUUACAGUUCACAUAUUGUUCGAGUGAUUCUUCAGAUUCUGGCUGGUGUUGCAGUGGAUGAACAGGUCAUCAGAAGUAGAUUGUCAAGGAACCAAAGAAGAGAUAAUCAACAAAAUAUGUUACCAACGUUUGACAAAUUUGAACCGCCAGAUUUAUUUAGAAAAAUGCUGAAAAAGAUGACAAAGGAAAUAUUUCGCAUGGAAGACUUUAAAGAUCGCUUGUGCUCCUCCACCACCAAUCCUGUCAUACAAACACUGCUGCUGGUUCACCAUCAAAAGGAAGAUGAAAAUAAAAAAUACCUGCUCAAGGUCCUCAACACAUCUGAUUUGUGUUCUGAAAUGGAGAAUGAUUCCAGUCUACCAGCGAUAGCAACAGAUGAGAUCGGUUCAUUCCUGGUGGAGCAGAUAUUAAAUCUUGGGUCUGAAGACAUGUACAGAGAUAUCUACAAGAAAGUUUUCAAAGGAAAGCUUACGUACUAUGCCCUCCAUCCUGUUGCCAAUUUCAUUUUACAGAAACUUCUUUCUAAUGUCAAGGAAAAAGAACUUUUUGAGGAGAUGUUUGAAGAGGCGAGUGUCCUAAUCGAGGAUCUCUUGGCUCUCAAUCACCUGGGUGUGGUAACAAGAAUGGCUGAAACUUGUCUCCGACUAGGGUGUAGACAAGAAAAACUGGUUAGGUGCAUUAUGGGAGCAUUUCAUUGUGCAGAUCCAGUGGAAAGACAGACUAAGUUGUCUCCCUUGCUGCUAUCUCUUUCCACAUAUGAAGUGUACUUUGGUAUCGAUGAAGAUGCAGAUAAUGCUGAUAAAUCAGUAAAAACUGAGGAGAAGGAGAAAAUUGUCCCUGUUUUGAAGAACAUAAAUUAUCAUGGUUCAGUGUUGAUGCAAAACUUGCUGCGCUUUGGUAACCCUAAGAUUGUAGUCAGUGGAAUUCUGGACCUCGCACCAGCAGAGCUACGUAAUUUAGUGUGCAAUCCCUGUGGCAGCCAUGUUGUUGAUGUUUUCUGUCAAAGUCCCUCCAUGGGGGAAAAGAGUCGUGAUCUGCUUUUCAAACGAAUGAAGGGGACGUACAUGGACAUAGCCUGUGAUAAAAACGGCAGUAGAACUCUAGACAACAUGUGGAAAUGUGCAACCCUAAAUCAGAAACUCAUAGUGGCAGAGGAGUUAGGGCGUAAUGAGUCAAAGCUCCAAGGCGACAGAUUUGGCUUUUAUGUACACAAAAACUGUGGCAUCUUUCACUACAAACACCGACUACAGGAGUGGAAGGAAGUCCAAGGACAGAGUCAGAAGAAACGAAAACUGUUCAAUGAAAUUCUCAAUGAAGGGCCACCUGGGAAAAAGGCUAAAGGAAAAGAAACGGGUUGGAAAGGGACCCAGGACCAUGAGAUGGAGGCAAACCCUCUACGGUUAGAUAUGGAUGAUGAACCAACUUUUAGCGGAGGAAAGAAGAACUGGCAGCCAAGGUCCAAACAAGGUUAUAAAGGUGAAGGUAAAGGAUACCAUAUCAAGGACAAGGGCAUGAAGGACCUACUCACUCAGAUGUCAAACACUAAAGAAGAAAAAACCCAGAAGUACACAAAGAAAAAAAAGUCUCGCUGAUUAAUAUUUUAAGUUUUAUAUAAUAAAAUUUUAA
Ylistrum balloti is the source of this 2139-nucleotide messenger RNA. RefSeq names its product nucleolar protein 9-like. Gene Ontology annotation, molecular function: RNA binding. Bases 33 to 2105 code for a protein of 690 amino acids. Gene Ontology annotation, biological process: ribosomal small subunit export from nucleus; endonucleolytic cleavage to generate mature 5'-end of SSU-rRNA from (SSU-rRNA, 5.8S rRNA, LSU-rRNA); endonucleolytic cleavage in ITS1 to separate SSU-rRNA from 5.8S rRNA and LSU-rRNA from tricistronic rRNA transcript (SSU-rRNA, 5.8S rRNA, LSU-rRNA). Gene Ontology annotation, cellular component: 90S preribosome; preribosome, small subunit precursor; nucleolus. The record is from RefSeq and is a predicted model, not a curated record. Lineage: Eukaryota; Metazoa; Mollusca; Bivalvia; Pectinida; Pectinidae. The transcript has 11 exons.